Rubroshorea leprosula is the source of this 2760-nucleotide messenger RNA. The record is from the annotation of a GenBank genome assembly. Lineage: Eukaryota; Viridiplantae; Streptophyta; Magnoliopsida; Malvales; Dipterocarpaceae.
AGCCUAGCCAAGAAAGAAGAAAGGUUAAACAAUAAAGUCUUUUUGGAGAAUUCUCGACCCUUUUCUUUCUUCCCAAACGCGGAUUCACAAAUAGAACUGGCCUUUGAAGGAAUCCCAUUUUCUCCUUUAAAAAAGAGACCCUUUUUUCGUGGACUCAUCUUGGAAAUCUCUUGUGCCACUCAUACCCACCAUUUAAGAUUCAACCCAAGAACGGGAACGGCAAACACCCAUCAUUUCUUUUCGUGUCUCUUGUUCCAGAUCUAGUUUAAAGUUGUUGAAUUUCUCGCAGGAUUUCGAUUUCUGGGAUAAACCCUUGAUUGGAAUUUGGAAAUUUGGAAUUGGGUUGGAGUUGUUAUGGCAACAGCGGCGAUAUUCUCUUCUCUGAGGAGAAGAAGGUCGCCGUCUCUGGAGGCCUUCUUGGCGCCCGUUGACUUGAGCGAUGUGGCACUUGUACAGAUGCUGGCGUCGAUUGCGGCGACGCUUGUUUGUUGCUUUUCCGAAAAAUGUUUCUUCUUCCAGCGGAGGAAUUCUCGGUCUUUGAUUCGGAAGAUUGAGGUCUUCGUAGUGCUGUUGGAGUACUUGAAGGAGUCAGGUUCGACCCUGCCUUCGACGGUAACAUUGUGCUUCAAGGAGCUGUAUUUGCUGCUCUACAGGUCCAAGAUACUUCUUGAUUAUUGCGCUGAAUCGAGUAAGUUGUGGCUUCUGCUCCAGAACCAUUCGAUUUCAGGUCAUUUUCAUGAUUUGAACCAGGAGAUAUCUACACUUCUGGAUGUAUUCCCCAUGAAAGAUGUUGAAUUGAGUGAUGAUGUUAGGGAGCAGGUUGAGCUGUUGCAGAAACAAUCUAGGAGUGCAAAAUUGUAUAUUGAUGGAAAUGAUGAAAAUUUAAGGCUUAGAUUCUUUUCCUUUCUUGAUGAGUUUGAGAAUGGGAGGAUACCCAAUCCUGUGGAGUUGAGAGUGUUCUUUGUGGAGAGAUUGGGAAUAACUGAUGCCAAAAGUUGUAGGGGUGAAAUUGUGUUUCUGGAGGAGCAGAUAGUCAAUCAUGAGGGUGAUGUUGAGCCUACAGCUUCUGUGCUUAAUGGGUUUGUUGCAAUUACCAGGUAUUGUAGGUUUCUGCUAUUUGGCUUUGAGGAGGAUGAGAUAGAGCUUGGUUCUGGAAAUCAGAAGAAGCUGAGAAAAGGGUUGAUAACUCAGGAGAUUGCAGAUACGUUUCUAACAGUUCCUAAGGAUUUUAUUUGUCCAAUAUCAUUGGAUUUGAUGACAGAUCCGGUGAUAAUAUCAACAGGGCAGACUUAUGAUCGGAGUUUCAUAACUAGGUGGAUGGAGGAAGGGCACCGUACUUGUCCAAAGACGGGGCAAAUGCUUGAGCAUACUCGCCUUGUUACUAAUCGUGCCUUGAGGAACUUGAUCAUGCAGUGGUGCAUUGCAAAUAGAAUCCCAUAUGAUCCACCAGAAACCACAGAAGCAUCUGCGGAGUCUUUUGCAUCUGUGCCUAGCAAAGCUGCAAUUCAAGCCAAUAAAGCCACGGCAGAACUUCUUAUUCAACAGCUAGCAACUGGGUCUCAAGGUGCAAAGACUAUAGCAGCACGUGAGAUUCGCUUGUUGGCAAAAACAGGAAAAGAAAACCGAGCUUUCAUUGCAGAAUCUGGGGCAAUACCACAUCUCCGAAAGUUGUUGUCCUCUACAAACCCUGUUGCUCUAGAAAAUUCUGUUACUGCAAUGCUUAAUUUAUCUAUUUAUGAGAAAAAUAAAAGUCGGAUCAUGGAGGAGGAAGGUUGUUUAAGAGCAAUUGUGGAAGUCCUGAGGUUUGGCCUUACAACAGAGGCAAGGGAAAAUGCUGCGGCUACAUUAUUCAGUCUUUCUGCAGUACAUGACUAUAAGAAGAGGAUUGCAGAUGAAGGUAAGGCAGUUGAAGCCCUAGCUGGAUUGUUGAGAGUUGGGACCACAAGAGGGAAGAAAGAUGCUGUGACUGCCUUAUUUAACCUGUCAACCCACACAGAAAAUUGUGUGAGAAUGAUAGAGGCUGGUGCUGUUACAGCCCUGGUAUGCGCAUUGGGAAAUGAAGGAGUUGCAGAGGAAGCAGCAGGUGCCUUGGCCUUGAUUGUUAGGCAGCCAGUAGGGGCCGAAGCUGUUGGGCAAGAGGAAAUGGCAAUAGCUGGAUUAAUAAGGAUGAUGCGAUGUGGAACACCAAGAGGGAAGGAGAAUGCAGUUGCUGCAUUGCUUGAGUUGUGCCGUUGUGGUGGGGCUGCCACAACAGAAAGAGUCCUUAAAGCCCCAGCAUUAGCUGGUUUGCUUCAGACUCUACUGUUUACAGGUACAAAGAGGGCAAGAAGAAAAGCAGCAUCGCUUGCUAGAGUGUUUCAGAGGAGUGAGAAUGCAGCCUCGCAUUUUGGUGGAUUGGGUGUUAGUCCUGUUAGAUCUGCAUUCGAAGGCAACUCCACCACUAACAGGGAUUCAAGCUUCGCCAAUGAUGUUUCAGUUCCCAUGUCUAUCUCAGUACCUGUUUUGUAACCGUAACAUCACCUUAUGGUGUUGUCAUACUUGCCGAUAUAAGCUAUAAUUUUUGGUGGUAACAUUUACAAUUCUUUCAUUGAAAGUCCAGAUAAUGAGCAAAAAGGAAUUAUUACAGAUUCACUGUACAUUACCUGUUGUGCAUUUAGUCUGAUCUUAAUGUAUGUACUGUCCAGUGAUUGAGAACUAGAUAAUGCAAAAUACUCUACCAACUAAGAUAUUGUCAAAAUUUUAUAAAUGCGUUAUGGUUAG